AUGGCGUCAAGGAAAACGGCGAUGUGGAUUGUUUCGAUAUUGAUGGCGAUUGGUGCAGGUGGAGUUGUAGGUCACAGGAACGCUUAUGCGACGAUGAUGUACAUGGGGACUGCAAGGGACUAUGAGUUCUACGUUGCUAUACGAGUUAUGCUUAGAUCGCUCAUCUUGAAGCUUCGAGUGAAUGCAGAUCUGGUUGUCAUUGCUUCUCUUGACGUUCCUCUUCAUUGGAUACAUGCUCUGGAAGAGGAAGAUGGGGCAAAGGUAGUUCGAGUUGAGAACUUAAAGAACCCAUACAAUAACCAUGACAGAUUCAAAUUAACACUAAACAAGGUGUAUGCAUGGAGUUUAGUCGAGUAUGAAAGGGUUAUCAUGCUCGAUGCCGACAAUCUAUUCCUUCAAAACACAGAUGAAUUGUUUCAGUGUGGCCACUUCUGUGCAGUCUUCAUCAAUCCUUGCAUCUUCCACACAGGCCUCUUUGUAUUGCAGCCAUCAUCCAAGGUUUUUAAGAACAUGUUACACGAUUUAGAUAUCGGAAGAGAUAAUCCAGAUGGAGCUGAUCAAGGUUUUAUUGGAGGAUAUUUCGCUCAUCUUCUUGACCAACCCAUGUUCCAUCCACCAUCUAAUGGCACCAGACUUGAUGGUACCUUCAGACUCCCUUUGGGAUACCAAAUGGAUGCUUCAUAUUAUUAUCUGAGAUUAAGGUGGAGUGUACCAUGUGGACCAAACAGUGUGAUUACGUUUCCUGGUGCACCAUGGUUAAAGCCAUGGUACUGGUGGUCAUGGCCUGUUCUACCACUAGGCAUCCAAUGGCAUGAGCAACGUCGAGAAACUCUAGGGUAUGAGUCAGAGAUGCCUUUGGUGCUAAUCCAAACCAUCGUGUACCUAGGGAUUAUAGCAAUCACUCGUUUGGGUCGACCCACAACGACUCUAACUAAGUUAUGCUAUCGUGGUGCAGACAGGAACUUAACCAUCAUUCAAACAAGCCUUAAAGCCAUAGCCAUAUUCUCCAUUCUCAUAUCGUAUACACUCCCAUUCUUGCUAAUCCCUCAUACUGUCCACCCAAUUUUCGGGUGGACUUUAUAUUUACUAGGGUCGUUUGCACUCUCGUGUUCAGCGAUCAUUGCGUUUCAUCUCCCGAUGGUGGCUGUGGUGACCCCUUGGGUGGGGAUCGUAGGAGUUCUUUUAGUUAUGGCAUUCCCGUGGUAUAAUGAUGGGGUGGUGAGGGCGUUGUCGGUUUUCGGGUAUGCAUUUUGUUUUAGCCCACUUUUGUGGAUCUCAAUGGGGAAGAUUGGAUCAUCGCUUCAUAGUUCACUUGGAAGGGAAGCAUUAAAUUUAUUGCCAAGUAGAGUAGUGACCGUUUCAACUCAGCCUGAUCAUGGUUUUAAUAAGUUAUAUUAA
Molecule: messenger RNA, 1398 nt
Organism: Cynara cardunculus var. scolymus (artichoke)
Lineage: Eukaryota; Viridiplantae; Streptophyta; Magnoliopsida; Asterales; Asteraceae
Product: putative glucuronosyltransferase PGSIP8
Exons: 3
Coding region: 1-1398 (465 amino acids)
Molecular function (GO): glycosyltransferase activity
Source: RefSeq, a predicted model, not a curated record